Messenger RNA from Amoebophrya sp. A25, 1497 nucleotides. NCBI's taxonomy places the organism in Eukaryota, Dinophyceae, Syndiniales, Amoebophryaceae. The record is from the annotation of a GenBank genome assembly.
AAUGGGUGCAAUCGACAAAUGCUAAUCUCAAAAAGGCAAAAGGAGGUAGGCAUCCAAGAUAAUAGCUUUCUUCGAAGAUGUAGGUGUAGCGCAUUUCAAUAUGCCUCACAGCCAUGACUUUUGGAGGCAGUAUUCCGCGAUUGGCACGUGCAGCAGUCGCGAAGGCACGGCCACUAGCAUGCCACAGUGCGCAAAAGCCUGCGCCGUCGGUCCACGGUCUGGCCGUGCAGUCCAGCGGCUGCCCGCGGUGGAAGGACUCGCGGAAGACUCAAGCAGAGGGAGUUGAGUGGUUUGUACAGGUGGCCAAACGCGUUGCGCCGGAAUUCGAGCUUUACGAGUUACCACGCUAUUCAAGUAUUCCUCUUGUGAUUCGACGACGCAGCGCGGACGCAAGAACACCUUUCGACGGGCUUUGGAGUCCUCUGCUGAUCCGAGCUUCUGUAUGUGAAGAUAGGCGCUCCAGUCUUGUCAACGGACAAAAUUUGACGCCCCUGAAAGCUAGUCCAGGGCGCAGACACAGCACAGUGUACUUCGUGAAUAACCGUUCGUCGUCUCGGACAUUUCCGGACGCACCGUGUGUGGUGAUGUCACCGCUAUCGAAUUCCUGCUUCGUUUUUUCUCGCGCCGGGAGAAAAUGGAAGCUAUGCGCGAAACCUGGCGGUGCAAACGAGAUAGACCUGAGGACAUCGUCGGAAACACUGGGUACGUGGCUCCACUCGGUAUACUCUGCUGAAAAUCGACUUUCGCACAAAAUGGGCCGGCUUGAGGACCUUUUCGUAAAUUCAACAACGAGCACGGCACUAAGAAAGCACCGAACACUUCUAGUACAGUUGCUACAGCUUCCAAUUCCGAGGAAGUUGUCGUGCCGUCGGGAAAUCGACUCUGCAACGGCUUCUGAUGCCUGGAACGCGCGCUUUGGCGACCGUCGAUCUUUUGUUCGCGGGCCAAUGAAGCGUACUGAUUGUCGCCGGCAGAAGGGGCUACGGCGGCUUUACUACUCCAUCAUGAGGACGGGAGGAGCUGAGCUGCCGAGAAACUCCUGUGGUGUAGAUUACUUGAUCAUCAUGCUGGAUACGAACGAAAAUCCGCUAGCGCUUGGUGGAAUCGGAAUGAUUCCUCUUGCAACGACUGGACCUGAAUUUCUGCUAAGAAAGUCUCAAGCUGGAGAACCUGUGCUGAAGCAGCAGGUCAUCGCGGUUAUCGAUCAGAAUAAUCAUAUCGUUGGGGGCGAUUUCAAGGACCACGCAUCGGAGUUUUUCUUUUUCUUUUCCAAGGAUGUCGUCUCAAACCGCAAUGUAUUGGAAACCGAACUUGCAUCUUUUUUCAAUAGAAUUUUCACGAAGUGGGAUAAUUGCACAGUUUCAAAAGCGCAUGAAGAUAAGGAUGAAAAGUUCUCAUUCUACAAGUAGUCUCCUGGAGGUGGAACUCGCAUCUUUUUUCAACAGAAUUUUCACGAAAUGGGACAAUUGCACAGUUUCGAAAGACCAUGAAAACAAG